Molecule: messenger RNA, 366 nt
Organism: Candidozyma auris
Lineage: Eukaryota; Fungi; Ascomycota; Pichiomycetes; Serinales; Metschnikowiaceae
Exons: 1
Coding region: 1-366 (121 amino acids)
Source: RefSeq, a predicted model, not a curated record
AUGGUGGUUGUUUACGGCUACGGUGGCUCUGGUAACGGUGGCCUUUCGUUUGGUGGCGCCAUUGCCAUAGCCGUUGUCGGUUUUUGUGUUUGUGUCUUCAUUGGCAUCAUGUGCUGGUACUACCGCCGCCGUAAAGUGAAGCUUCUCCAACAGCAGUAUAAGCAGCAGAAUUUUAACAGCGAAACGGCUUACGGCCCCGGCGUCAGGCCCGAGACUAUUAAUGUGCAGCUGGUGAACCAGGAAACUCGGAUCCACAACGAGACAAACAACACAGCGUUUAUGUAUGUGCCGCCAGAGACGCCUUCGGCACCACCUCCAGCGUACGAUGCAUCUCACAGAGACGUUCGGUUGCAGCUGGCGGUAUAG